CUGUUGGAAUUUAUAUACCACCAAACCCUCCAAGAGAAGCACCUGCACCAGGACUACCUAAAACAUUUACAUCGUCACAUGGACACAGACACAGGCAUGCACCAAAACCAACACAACAACCAACACAACAAACCAGACAACCACCUCCACAACCAGCACAACAACCAACACAACAACCAACACAACAACCAACACAACAACCAGCACAGCAACAACCACAAACAGAGCAAGGACAUAAAAGAAGUAGAGAACAAGGAAACCAAGAAUUCUUAA
Molecule: messenger RNA, 273 nt
Organism: Trichomonas vaginalis G3
Lineage: Eukaryota; Parabasalia; Trichomonadida; Trichomonadidae
Product: protein of unknown function, DUF4106 family
Exons: 1
Source: RefSeq, a predicted model, not a curated record